AUUUUAAAAGCGAAUCGGGACUAAUGCUGGAAUGUUUCAGGAGGAAGGAGAGAAAGCUGGGAAUUCUGACGAAAGUUGAAGAAACAAAGUUGUCUCAGUUUGCGAAAAGAGUUGUUGGGAAUCUAAAAGAACCCAAGAAACCUGCUUUCAAUGAGGAGGAAACUGAUCUUCUGGUAAAAUCCCUGGGAUUUCUGAAAUCUGAGAUCACCGAAGCAGAAGUUUGUCUGGUCAACUUGUUUUCUGAGGCUGUGCGAAAUCGUUGGAAAGCGGAGGAUUUUCUCAUUGAAGAGCUUGAAGGAGGCAGAGGAGAGAUUCUUGCCAAGAUCUGGACAAGAAACAAGGACGAUCUCAUUGCACAUUUUUCACAACCUCAGCAUUCCAACCAGGUGGAAUCCGUCUCUCACAGCUUAUCAAUCACCACUGCGACCUCAAAGCAGAAAUCAGUGGCAAUUCCUGCCUCCACUUUCAUA
This is a messenger RNA of Notodromas monacha, 470 nucleotides long. Lineage: Eukaryota; Metazoa; Arthropoda; Ostracoda; Podocopida; Cyprididae. The record is from the annotation of a GenBank genome assembly.